AUGACUUCAUCAGCUCUUUUGACCUUCAAAGGAGAGUGGAAAAAGAUGCAUGUGAUAGAAACGCUUUCUAAGCUUUCCCGCACUCCUAUUGCAUUAGGCACAGGAAUAAGGCCCUUCCCUACAGAAGAAAGUGUUGAUGAUGAAGAUAUCUACAAAGGUCUUCCUGAUUUAAUAGAUGAAACUGGUGUUGAGGAAGAUGAGGAAUUGUAUGAUUGUGUCUAUGGAGAAGAUGAAGGUGGGGAAGUUUAUGAAGACCUAAUGAAAGAUGAAGCAGCACAGCAACCUAAAUGUCCUGAAAAUGACAUAAGAAGCUGUUGUCUUGCUGAAAUAAAGCAAACUGAAGAGAAGUACACUGAAACUCUGGAAUCGAUUGAGAAAUUUUUCAUGGUGCCAUUGAAAAGGUUUCUGUCAGCAUCAGAGUUUGAUACUGUUUUCAUCAACAUUCCUGAUUUGGUGAAAAUUCACAGGAAUCUUACACAGGACAUCAAUGAUUCCAUUGUUAACAAAAAUGAUCAGAACCUAUAUCAAAUUUUUAUUAACUACAAGGAAAGGUUGGUUAUUUAUGGACAGUACUGCAGUCAAGUGGAGAUUGCGAUAUCAUGCUUAGACAAUAUCUCUAAGACAAAAGAAGAUGUUAAAUUAAAGUUAGAGGAAUGUUCCAAGAGAGCCAAUAAUGGGAAAUUUACACUGCGGGAUCUUUUAGUGGUUCCAAUGCAAAGAGUGCUAAAAUAUCACCUACUGCUCCAGGAGCUGGUAAAGCACACUACUGAUCCCAUGGAGAAAGCAAAUCUAAAACUGGCACUUGAUGCAAUGAAGGACUUGGCUCAAUAUGUAAAUGAAGUAAAGAGAGAUAACGAAACACUUCGGGAAAUUAGACAGUUUCAACUAUCAAUAGAGAAUUUGAACCAUUCCCUCUUACAGUAUGGGAGACCUCAAGGUGAUGGGGAAAUAAGGAUAACGACAUUAGACAAACGUGCGAGGCAAGACAGGCAUAUCUUCUUGUUUGAUCUAGCUGUCAUUGUUUGCAAACGGAGAGGGGAUAAUUAUGAAAUGAAGGAAAUAAUAGAUCUUCAGAAAUACAAAAUUACGAAUAACCCCACUACUGAUAAAGAAAAUAAGAAGUGGUCUUAUGGCUUCUACCUCAUUCAUAUCCAAGGUGAAAAUGGUUUAGAAGUUUAUUGCAAAACUAAAGACUUAAAGAAAAAAUGGCUUGAACAAUUUCAGAUGGCUCUGUCAAACAUCCGGCCAGACUACGCAGAUACAAGCUUUCACGAGUUCAAAAUGCAUACCUUCAGUCGGGUGACAUCUUGCAAAGUCUGUCAGAUGCUUCUGAGGGGAACAUUUUAUCAAGGCUAUUUAUGUUCUAAGUGUGGAGCUGGAGCACACAAAGAAUGUUUAGGAAGACUAGACAAUUGUGGCAGGGCUAAUUUAGGUGAACAUGGAAACGUGAAACAUGAGAAACGAACAAAUGGAAUUAGAAGAAGCUCUAGACAUGUGGACCCAGGUUUACCGAAAAUGCAAGUUAUUCGGAACUACAAUGGAAUCCCACAGCCAGCAGCACAAGAUGGGCCACCCUUGCAUAUCCAGAUUGGUGACACUAUUGAGCUCAUUAGAGGAGAUGCACACAGCUUAUUUUGGCAGGGAAGAAAUCUAACAACAGGAGAGCUUGGAUUCUUCCCUAGUGAUGCAGUAAAACCUAGCCCAUGUGUUCCUAAGCCAGUAGACUACUCUUCACAGCUGUGGUUUGCAGGAGCAAUGGAACGAUUGCAAGCAGAAAGUGAACUAAUCAACAGAGUAAAUAGCACUUACCUGGUGCGGCACAGGACCAAAGAAUCAGGAGAAUAUGCAAUUAGUAUUAAGUACAAUAACGAAGUGAAACACAUCAAGAUUUUAACAAGAGAUGGCUUUUUCCACAUUGCAGAAAACAGAAAAUUUAAAAAUUUAAUGGAACUCGUAGAAUACUACAAGCACCAUUCUCUCAAAGAAGGUUUUCGAAGUUUGGAUACUACGCUUCAGUUUCCAUACAAAGAAUCUGAAAACUCAGUGGGACAGAGGAGUAACAGAACAGGUGGCAAUGCCCCUUCUUUGUUCUGUGGGUUUUCUUUUGUAACUCCUCCAGACUACAGCUUUGUUCCCCCUUCCUCCACUCCUUUCUGGUCAGUGCUGAGCCCGAAGGUGAUAGGCAUUGCCAUAGCCAGGUAUGACUUCUGUGCACGAGACAUGCGAGAACUGUCCUUACUGAAAGGGGAUGUUGUCAAAAUUUACACCAAGAUGAGUGCCAAUGGCUGGUGGAGAGGUGAAGUAAAUGGAAGGGUGGGCUGGUUUCCAUCAACUUAUGUUGAAGAGGAUGAAUGAAUUAAAAACUAUCCUCUGCCUACCAGAAGUUUCAGGGAUUGUAAAAAUUUGUAUCUUCAAUGUAUAAUUGGUCUUGUUAAGUAUUUAAAAAGCAACAUUUUUGCCUGUCUGAACCUUCCAGUCUUAAUGUUGGGGUUUAUACAGAAGUUUGGGCUGACAGAUUAGUACCUUAUCCAGAGCUGUGCAAGAAACAAGCUGCCAGUUUGCCUUCACUGGGGACCAGUACAAAGUCCAACCUCACCUUCCCAGAAGAUCUCUGGAAAACAAAAUUCUUUGUUCCUUUUCAUUUCACCCUGAACUACACCAUGAGUAUGAGAAAUGGCUGAAAAUUUAACAUUUCUCUUCUAGCUAACAUCUGUGAUGAUACAAGGAGAUGAAGGCUUAUUAUUCCUUAUCACUGCAUGCAGGAAACAGAUUUCAAUCAUUCCAGUGGCCAUAAAGAACAGUCAGUAGACUUGUCUUGAGACAUCAAACUACUUCACUUAUCAACUUACAAACCAUUUUACACUCACAAAAAUAUUCUGAAGGAUGUAGUAAAUAUGAGUAGCAUUCAUGCAUAUGUAACUAUUUAACUGGCUACUUUGAAGUCCUGCCUAAAUCUUCUAACAGUCUGUUUAAAGACAAUCUAAAAAGGUGUAGUGAUGUGGUAUUGCUUUAAAAAAACAUUGACAAAGUGGAAUUGUGUGAUCCUCUUAUUGUCAUCUAAAGCCUUUUUAUGCAAGGUUUUUUCAUUUAAGCAUCUGACAAUAAAAGUGCUGGGGGAGAUAGUCCUGACAAGAUGAGUUGAAAGUUUUUGGCAAUAGCAUUAAAUAAAUAUUGCAGACUUAUUCUGAAUGAGAAAAUACUAAUGCAAGAUUAUGUAAUUUCUCAUGAACAAAAGUGUUUAACUCUUUUAUUGAUUUGGAUGAACUUGGAUUUUUCAUGUUGCUUGGGAUGUUAAUGGCAGUUCAGUGAGGGAGUUGUUGCAGUAUUCUCAACAUCCCCAAAUGUGUCUAGGUUAGGCAGCAUGAAAGAUCAGGCCUUGUAAAGUGGUGUCCACUGCUUGAUGAAGCAGUGUUUAAUGUAAUUAUGGAGAGGCAGAAAUGUAGUUAUAAGCUAAAAUAAAUGUGGGUGAUGUCUUCAGAUGUGCAGUUUUAAAUAUUUACGUAAUGUCACAGCUGGCUUGAAAACUUGAAAGAAAAUCAAGCUCUUAAAUGAAGUCAAUUCAUCCUGUCCCACAUCCUCUUUUGCUUUUGCCUGUCUUCUUUUUGUGUUGGCAUAUUAGAAUUUGUGUGCACUGACACUGCACGAUUUAACACGGCAGUGUUUUCCCAGUCUGCAAGCAACAUAAUCUCCACUGUUUGCCCACAAAGCAGAAUCUGCUAGUACAUAUUUGGAUUUCUCUUUGGCUGUCCCCAGGAUUCUUUGCUUUUUUCUGGCCUUUCCUGGCCAUCAAGAAGAAUCAAGCACAACACAGAGACUUCACAAAAUCUCCUUCAUCUCUGCAACCUUCUUACCCAAAUCUGCUACACCUGACAGGCAGUGUGUGUGACCAGGGGGAUGAGAGGAGCUUCUCGUUAGAAACUUGACUCGAGAGAUUCAGCCUUGCAGAUGACAUUCUGCCGAUGCUCUAGCUUUUCAAGGAUUUACCUCAAAAUUAUGUAAACUGUGAUUGUGUUGAGUACAUUACUUGAUGGAAUAAUUGAGAGCAUUUGUAAAUAUGUAGAUGAUGCAUAAAAACUUUGUAAAUUAUGUGUACAGCAGUUUAGGCUAGAGUAUGCAGUCUUUGAUCAUGUUUUGCCAUGCAGUUUGAUUGCCUAUUGUGAGCUUAAUCCUAUGUUCCUUAAGUAGAAAGAUGCUUCUUUCUCAAUUUAAUCCUAUAUUCCUUAAGUAGAAAGAUGCUUCUUUCUCAAUUGUGCCUGCUUAAGGGGUAGAGGAAUAGGCUCUAGGUCUGUGAAGUGUUUAGUGCUUUAUUGUCAUAUAGUUCUGAGAAGAGACAGUUAAAUUCAGUACAAGUUGAAAAAUAUAUCAGUCAUUUUCAACAGCUUGGCUUUAGAAUCAUUUUGAGUGUUCUCUUCAUCCUAAAAAUGUUGUAAACCUUUAAGCAAUUCUGGAGUCCAGUAGUCAUCCUUUAAGAAGAAUGAAAGCCAUAGGUAAACCUUACUUUUGUGGCAUAAAUCUACAUAUCAUUGUCUGUGUUUAAUGCCCUGUAUUGAUUGAGUUAAUGCUGCAUCUUAAACUAUAUUUUGAGUACCAAAGAAUUCCUAAAUAUUCUGGAGCAUCUCUUUCAUGUGCUGCUUUUGCCUGUAUGGAGUUGUUUUGUCAUGCAGUAAUGGAGUUACAGUACUUUAAUUUGUACUAUUUUGUAAAUAUGUUAAAUAUAAUAAACCAGUUAAUUUUUUUGUUUAA
Cyanistes caeruleus (blue tit) is the source of this 4743-nucleotide messenger RNA. Lineage: Eukaryota; Metazoa; Chordata; Aves; Passeriformes; Paridae. The record is from RefSeq and is a predicted model, not a curated record.